AUGGAUCGUGAAAUAACGAACGUUUCAAGUUGGUGCCAUCCGUCUAUACUUGCCCGCACUGAUUCAACGACAACAACGGACAGUGAGGUAAAGGACGAUCGACGAAAAUCCCCGAGAGCACGCUGCGGCGGUCGAACCAGGGUGGAUGCAGACGCGACGGGUCAUCCACCGUGGGCUAGUGAAGAUUCGGACGGUGAAGAGACUGAUUGCCAUGGCCAACGGCCCCCAUCGGUCAAGGGCCGUCCCGCGUCGCCCCGACCUCCAGCGCCCGCCGAUGAAGGGUCCGAUGCAGUGCAGCGAUACGUCCGGUUGCAGGAAGAGCACAUCGAAGCGUCCGUUGUUGUGCUAACGAAUGGGCUUGGUGCGUCCAGAGCGGUGCCAACGGUGCUGGAAUCAUUGCCCAAGGGUGGUGGGAAAUUGACUUUUAAUCUAACCCCGGAGCAGCUAGGUGUGCGAAACGCCACGGAACGUACGAACCGUGGUAGAAAGUGUAGAACCGCCGGAGAGUACCUUCUUUCACCGGAGAAACUUAGCGCAAACACGGACAGCCCUACUGCCGAGGAUAGCCCACGAAAGAGUAGCCUCCGGCGCAGCUCGGCGUACAGCAAUCAAUCGGAGCUGGAUAAGCAGCUCGCCGGGGAACAGCAUCCGGAGCCAGUUCCGGGUUGCUCUGGGCUAUCGUACGAAGAACAUUCCGGCAACCAUCCAUCGGCGACUGGGCCCGGUGCGGUAAAGAUGAUGCUGAUGAUGAUACCGCCGGAAAGCGGUCGCUCGGAGGAUGUCAAUGGUUCGCGAGGUUCGUUGAGCUCGAGGGCAUCGAUGGGUGGCCAACGCAGGGCACAACAUAAAUUUGACGAGAUAUCUACAAUCUACGACCACUUUCCGACCGAGUUUCUGCCGGACAAGUUCCGGUGUGCGCUGUGCCAGAAGUUACUGCGGGAGCCACGUGUGCUGGACUGUCUGCACACGUUUUGCCGGCCGUGCUUAGAACGGGCAGCAGCAACGGUCACGCACGGACAGGACAGUGCACUGUUCUGGCAGCGCGUCAACGAAAGUGCCAGCUUCGAUUGGGACCUACAGAAUAACGAGCGAGGUACAGAAGAUGGGAAAACGGACAAUAAUAAUGAAUCCUCAUUGUUGGGCACCAUCGGCGAGUCACGUUUCGAGCAGUUGCGCGCCUCCUUUCAGAGCUUUCGCGAGCAGAACUGUUUACGAUCCCCGGUAAAGCCAGACAAGGGAAGGGACAAAGUUAAGGCCAAGGUAAUAUAUGGUGACAGGGAAAAAGUUCUCGUCUGUCCCACCUGUAACCAUCCGACGGAGCUGCCGGCCGGUCCGGGCGGUGUUGGCCAACUGCCGCAGCACUUUGUGCUGGCAAGGAAAAUCGAGAACAUCAUUUCCCAGCAUGUGGCGUCGCCGGUUUCAUCCCGUCUCGGAUCGCCCACCACCAGUGCAUCAUCAAUCGCAUUGGCGCUGUGCGAGUUAUGCUCUGACGAGGUUACGGCAACCGCCUCGUGUCAAACGUGUGCACUAAAAUUGUGCAACUUUUGCAAGGAAGCCCAUAAGCGGCAGCGUGGCACGGCUUCGCACGGUAUCGUGCGCCUCGGCGUUGGGUUGAGCGAGCUGAUGAAAGUAAGGCCCCGGCGGAACCUGAGCGUCUCGGGGGAGACGGAGUCGGUUGGACCACGCUCGAUUAAAUGUCCGAUGCAUCCGGAACAUCAAUUAAACCUAUUCUGCACCAGUUGCCACCAGGUGAUCUGUGGCGAGUGUAGCACGCUGCUGCACCGGGACCAUCGCUGCACGACAGUAGCACGGGCCGGGAAGGUGUACGGGCGGUUCGUGCGGGGUGCCAUCGUACAGACGCGUCCCCUAGAGGACUAUGCGCUUCAGUCGGUUGGACGGUUGAACGAUUUGACCGUGCGGAUCAACAGCCGCUGUGAAGCGGUCCUGCAGGAGGUUGACGCAUUUGUGGACGAAUACGUGGCAGCACUCGAGGAGCAUCGGCGUGCCCUGGUGGAGCAGAUCAAUAACAUCCGCCAGGCAAAGAUGGAGAUGAUUAUGGCACAGAAGCUAGACCUUGAAUGUCGUUCCCAGAACGCUCGUGCCGCGAUUAACUUUGCCGAGGAGCUCAUGGCAGAGGGUAGUGACGUGGAAAAUCUACUAUUUGUCAGCAUACUACUGAAGCGGUUUGAAGAAUGCCUCAAACCGACCCGAACGCUCGAUAGCACCGUUACCGAUACGGUACAGUUUCUCGCCGACGAGGAAGCGCCCAGCGUCCGUGUACAGACCGGUGUUCCAUUGUUUGGCAUCGUAACCACACAGAAAGCCGAUCCACGGCAGAGCGGAAUCGAGCAUUCGGCUGGCGAGCUGGCCACACUGAAGGCACACAAGCGCGUCCAGCUGACGUUGGUCGUGCGGGACUAUGAAGGGAGACGCCUCGGGCACGGUGGUAUUACCGUGCAAACGGAUCUCCACUUUCGAGACGACGAAGAUCACUCGGUUGCGAUGUCCAUCGUUGAUAAUAGAGACGGGUCUUACGGACUAACGUUUGUGCCGCCACGCCCCGGUGUAAUGCAUCUGAUGCUGUUCGUCGACGGGAAGGUACUGGAGGAAUGUCCAGUAGUUUUGAGAAUUCACAAACUUCGACCGCACUACGGUGUGUAUCAUUGUUGUUCGUUCUGUUCGAGCGGUGGUGCCAAGGGUGAUUCGUGUGCGUGUGGAAGUAUCAUGCCCGGAGGAUACCGAGGUUGCGGUCAUGGACAUGCAGGCCAUCCCGGACAGCGCCACUGGUCGUGUUGCGGGAGUCUGCAGGAAUACUCCGACUGUGCGGCAACGGCUGGAAAGGAUACGCAGCAGCAUGUGUAG
Molecule: messenger RNA, 2862 nt
Organism: Anopheles marshallii
Lineage: Eukaryota; Metazoa; Arthropoda; Insecta; Diptera; Culicidae
Product: tripartite motif-containing protein 45
Exons: 7
Coding region: 1-2862 (953 amino acids)
Biological process (GO): positive regulation of DNA-templated transcription
Cellular component (GO): nucleoplasm; chromatin
Molecular function (GO): ubiquitin-protein transferase activity; protein binding; zinc ion binding
Source: RefSeq, a predicted model, not a curated record